AUGAAGUCUCCCCUUGAUAUCACGGACGAGCCCAGGUUUUAUCUGCAGGAGCAGAUGCAGGAACAUUUGCGCGACCACUAUCUUGAAUUGACGCCGGACACGAAGUUCGUACGAUGGCUGCGCGAUAACCCCAGGCACCCGAGAAACUGGCCUACGAACCGAAAAAUAUAUGAUACUGCACUUAUCUGUUUACUGGAUCUUGUCAUAACUGCUAGUAGCACUGCUGGUGCGGCUGCAGCAUCACAAGCCAGACAUGAAUACAAAGUUGGACAUACCUUUGCAACAUUUUGCUUUGUGACACUAUUUCUUCUAGGGCAAUGUGUGGGCACAAUUGUGUUCCCUCCAUGGACAGAGUCAUUCGGCCGCAAGAAAUUAUAUAUUAUUAGCAGUGCUCUGAGUUGUGCCUGCUGUAUCGUCAUUGGCACUGUGAAUUCCCUCCCUGUCGCGAUCGUCAUGCGAGUAAUUGCGGGUCUUGUUUCCGCAGUACCGGGGAAUAUUGUGGGCGGAAGUAUCGAGGACUUGUUCAACUCUCAGGCGCGAGUAUGGGCGAUCUACUGGUGGACUGUGGCAUCGAACAUUGGGUUGAUUGUGGGCCCGAUAAUGAGCAGCCACAUCGUUGCAUACCUCAACUGGCGAUGGGUAUUCUACAUCUAUGCCAUCGUUAUGGGAAUAAUUACCGGCCUACUUGUCUUUAUUCGCGAAUCUCGAUCGUCCUUGCUCUUAACUGCCGAGGUCGAAGUGCUGCGACGCCAGAUCGAGGGCAUUCCUCCUGCGCUUAACCACGACCAUAUGCCGACCAUGCGCACUUUCAUGAAGGAACACUUGUUCCGUCCUGCGCAGCUCUUCUGCGGCGAGCCUAUUGUGUUCACCAUUUCGAUGAUCAUUUCAGUCGUCAUGUCUCUCAUUUACAUGUUCACUGAAGCCAUGCCCAUCGUUUACCAGUCAAUGGGGUUCACACGGCCCCAAGCAUCUCUCAUGUUCCUGGCAAUUGGCCUUGGUACUUGCCUCAGUGCAUUCACUCGCAUGCUUGACUCCCAAAUUAUCAACAAGCGACGACGCAAGGGUCUUCCUAUUCGACCUGAAGACAAGCUCGUGGGUCUAGGAAUUGGCGCCCCGAUAUUGGCUAUUUCCCUUUGGUGGUUUGGCUGGACGAUUCCUCCACUGAUACAGAGCCCCAGUAUUCCAUGGAUUGUCCCAACAGUAUCACUCAUCUUCGUUGGCUUCUCGUUGACCGAAAUUGACACCGUUCUCUACGGAUACAUCUCUGAUAGCUAUCUCAGCUAUUCAGCUAGCGCCACUGCUGCGGUAGGAUUUUUCAGAGGGUUGCUUUCCGGAGUAUUCCCGCUUUUCACAAAACAGAUGUUCCAUGGGCUGGGCUCAAAUUUCGCCAUGUCAAUUCUGGCGGGCGUGGCGACUGUCUUUUGCAUCGUUCCGCCUCUGUUUCUGUGCUACGGGGAGCGGAUCAGACGGCGCAGUCGGUUCGCUGCGUACAGUUGGGAGAUCCAAAGUGAAAUGGGGAAGGAUGAUAGUGAUUUGUAG
Penicillium atrosanguineum is the source of this 1539-nucleotide messenger RNA. RefSeq lists its product as uncharacterized. The transcript is spliced from 4 exons. The record is from RefSeq and is a predicted model, not a curated record. Gene Ontology annotation, biological process: transmembrane transport. NCBI's taxonomy places the organism in Eukaryota, Fungi, Ascomycota, Eurotiomycetes, Eurotiales, Aspergillaceae. The coding region runs from base 1 to 1539 and encodes 512 amino acids. Gene Ontology annotation, molecular function: transmembrane transporter activity.